GAUGGCGCAACCAAUUUUCCUAGGACAACUUCUGCAAUUUUACCUGCCCACCGAGAAGGAAGUCUCGAUGGAACAAGCUUAUUGGUAUGCGGCAGGCGUGGUUUUCUGUUCCUUAAUCAACAUUCUCAUCACUCAUCCGUUCAUGAUGGGCGUUUUGCAUCUGGGCAUGAAAAUUCGGAUAUCCUGCUGCUCGCUCAUCUACAGAAAAUCGCUGAAGCUCAGCAAAACCGCCCUGGGGCAAACCACCGUUGGCCAGGUGGUCAAUCUGCUCUCAAACGAUGUGAACCGUUUCGAUGUGGCUGUGAUAUUCGCCCACCAUCUUUGGUUGGGCCCCCUUCAAACGGCUCUUUGUACUUAUCUAAUGUAUCUGCAAGUGGAAGUCGCUGCUGUUGUGGGCGUCCUGCUGCUCAUCGCGUUUAUUCCAUUGCAAAUUUACUUUGGUAAAAUGAUCUCAGUGUUCCGGUUGAAAACUGCAAUGCGAACUGACGAAAGAGUGCGACUGAUGAACGAAAUUGUCUCGGGCAUUCAGGUGAUCAAAAUGUAUGCCUGGGAAAAACCCUUUGCCAAGCUGGUUGAUGCAGUGCGAAGAUAUGAAAUCAAGUCGAUAACGAAAACGUCGUACAUGAGAGGCAUUCAACUGUCCUUCAUCAUGUACAGCACAAGAAUCUCCAUAUUCGGCAGCAUCCUGGCUUAUGUGCUUCUCGGCCACAACAUCACGGCGGAAAAGGUCUUCGUGCUCACUUGCUUCUACAACAUUCUGCGCCAGACCAUGACAGUGUUUUUUCCUUCGGGCAUCGGCCAGGUAGCUGAAGCUCUAGUUUCUAUUGGCCGAUUGAACAAGUUCAUGCAGUACGACGAGACUGAAAUCGCCAAGGCCUUAAAGGAGAAGGGCGCCAAUGAGAAGCGCUCGCUGAAGCCGGAAAACACCCCAGGAAUUUUCCUCAAAAACGCCUCUGCCAAGUGGACUGCCACUCAGUCGGAUAACACUUUGACGAACAUCACGCUAUCGGUAACUCCAGGCGCUCUUCUAGCAGUUAUCGGGCCUGUUGGUAGCGGGAAAUCGUCGCUGUUUCACGUGAUCCUGCAAGAACUGGUCCUCAACAGUGGCAAUUUGCGAGUUAAUGGAGAGAUCAGUUAUGCCUCUCAGGAACCGUGGUUGUUUGCAG
Messenger RNA from Dendroctonus ponderosae (mountain pine beetle), 1166 nucleotides. RefSeq names its product probable multidrug resistance-associated protein lethal(2)03659. Gene Ontology annotation, molecular function: chloride channel activity; ATP binding; ABC-type transporter activity. The record is from RefSeq and is a predicted model, not a curated record. Gene Ontology annotation, biological process: monoatomic ion transport; transmembrane transport. Lineage: Eukaryota; Metazoa; Arthropoda; Insecta; Coleoptera; Curculionidae. Gene Ontology annotation, cellular component: membrane.